Cherax quadricarinatus is the source of this 2131-nucleotide messenger RNA. RefSeq names its product fission 1 protein (gene Fis1). Gene Ontology annotation, biological process: mitochondrial fragmentation involved in apoptotic process; mitochondrial fission; peroxisome fission. The record is from RefSeq and is a predicted model, not a curated record. NCBI's taxonomy places the organism in Eukaryota, Metazoa, Arthropoda, Malacostraca, Decapoda, Parastacidae. Gene Ontology annotation, cellular component: mitochondrial outer membrane; peroxisomal membrane. Gene Ontology annotation, molecular function: protein binding.
UGUGGGGGGGGGUGUGAUGGUAAACAACUAACAUGACAGACAUGGCCGACCCUCUGACGGAAAUUUGCUCCCCUGAGGACUUGAAGAUCUUUGAGCGGAAUUACAAUGAGGAAAUGUGUAAAGGGGUGGUUUCAAGCAAGACACAGUUUGAAUAUGCUUGCUUCUUAGUCCGCAGCAAGUACCCAGCAGAUAUUCAGCGAGGUGUGGUGCUCUUGGAAGAGCUUUAUAAGCGCCCAGAUGAAAUUGGGAAACGAGACUACAUAUACUAUCUUGCCAUUGGAAAUGCUCGUUUGAAGGAAUACCAGAUAGCAUUAAAUUAUUUAAAAGGACUUCUACAAGUAGAACCAGCAAACAGACAAGUUUUGGAACUAGAAUCUUGUAUUAAGAAGAGAAUGGAGAAAGAUGCAAUCAAAGGAGCAGCUAUAGCAGGUGGCGCCAUCCUUGGUCUUGGUGCGCUGGUGGGGCUCGGUGUAGCUUUGAGCAAGCGCCACUGAUCACCUUUCCUCAAAUGAAUGUGAUAAUUAGCAGUUAUUUUAAAAGCUGUUGUGGCUUGAAAGGAUCUUUAUUUCACAUUAUUAAUGUACAUUAUAUAUAAUUCCACUAGAUGUGACCUUACUUUUUAAAAAAAAUGAAUGUACAUGUAGCUUUUGAUUCUAUUUCAUGAUUUGUGUUACAUAUUUGCUAGAUUAAUGCAUUACAGCAAGUCAUAGUACCAUAGGAAUGGAGUGUACUGAACUAUAUCUCCUCAUGAUAGUCACUUAGCCACAUCUAUUGCCUCAUGGUGUUUGUAUCCACAUGAUGUGCUGCAUGAAUUCUUCUGGAUUCUUCUUUCACUUAGUCAUUGGCUUAGUGCUCAAGAAAAUAAUUACGUAUAUAACUACAACUACUGUACUGCCAGCUUAAUGCUCAAGAAGGUACUGUAUCACUCCUGUACCACAACUAUUUAAAAAAAGAAUAUACAUAUUUGUAGAUGUAAAUAUAGCCAAACAGGUGAUACACAGUACAGUACUUUGUGUAUUGUAUAUAUAUAUAUUAUGUAUAGCCUUCAAUUGAUAUAAGGUAUAGUUGACUUCAUAAUCUGGUGAAUAUGUUUAGGAAUGAUAUUCUUGAUCUCUAUUAGUGAGGAUUAUGCUUUUGACAUAAGUGUGUAACAUUAAACCUCUUCAUAGUAAGGCAUUAGUUUAUUUGUAUUUCCCAUGACAAAAACACAAAACAUUAGUGAGAUAUCUUUAAUGUAUAAUAGGCUCCCUAUUCAUUCCAAGAUUGUAAUUAAAAUGAAAUUGGAUAUAUUAUAAAAAAAGCUGUAUUUCUAAAUGAGUUGCAAUCUAGGUUGGUCACUUGAGUGUUACCAGUUUACCAAGGUAGCAUGUAUCAGUGUUCUUUAUCUAGAAAUUACUUUUAAAAUAUUUUAGAUAGAAAAUAUCAGCAGAAGUUUCCAGUAAGAAUUUGUUCAUUAUUACCAACAUUUAUCACCUGCUUUGCUAGCAGUUUAGUUUAAGGUUGUAUAAGUAAGACAGUGUAUAGAAGCUGUUGUUUUUUAACACCGGCCUUCUCCCACUGAGACAGGGUGACCCAUAAAAAAAGAAACACUUUCAUCAUCAUUCACACUAUCACUGUCUUGCCAGAGGUGCACAGAGAUGACAGUUCAGAUGGUCAUCCCAACAGCAAAUAUCCCUACCCUUCCUUUAGAGUACAGGCACUGUACUUCUCACCCCCAGUACUCAUGCCAAAAUGCUUUCUUGAAAGAGUCACAUCGAAUUUGUGAUUACUAAAUUAUAAAAAAUUGCUGCAGGGCACUUUGGAAAAAGAGAAAAAAAAAAAAAAUACUACUACAGUGCUGAUCAACUCUCACUGGCUAAGUACUUUUUGUACGUACCUUUAUUACUAAAUUUAUCUGAGACAGUUUAUUUGCAAUACUUAGAAAUACGUAUAUUUAAUAUAUAUUUUGCUGGUUGUAUUUCCAUUUUCAAGGCUUUAUUGAUAGAGGUCAUUGACUUGGAAAAAUGACCUUGUACGAGGUAUACAGUUUCCAACACAUUCAUGAGUUUAAGUAUUUUUGUCAGUCACUUGUAAAUUAUUCUUAUUAAAACAUAGAUAUCUUAUUGCUUCUUAAUAUAUCUACUGCAUAAUC